AUGAUUCUCUCUUUCAACUACACCGCCGCCGUGCAUGAUGGGACCCUCGAGUACUUUCACUUCGGAUUCGUCAUUGUCAUCGUCGUAAAUAUCAUUGCGUGAGUAAUCUAUCCGAAUUUGAACAAGAAGCCAUUUGAAGCCAUUCCCAGAAUUUAUUGUCAACGUCAUGGGCCAAUUCGUAGUUGUGCUCAAGGAAAACAAUAUAGUUUCUUUUCUCAGAAUUCUCUACUAUCUGCUGAAUGUGUGGAUCGACAUCAGAAUCGGAAAGUUCGACACGAACGUCGUCAAGAUCCACCAGUUCAUCUACAUAACGUGCCCGAUCGGUUCGGUCGUUCUGAUCGUUCAAAAAGUGAUGAUCUUGAUCGGAGAGCCAGCCGGAUAUGCCUUCGACAACGAGACAUUCCAAAUGCUGCACCAUUUGAGAACGUCCACAGUGUUCCCCGGUUAGGACCCUUCCCUUCUGUCGGAGAAAUCCCACUCUUUCAGGCCUGAUUUGUUUGAUGGCGUUCGUGAUCGAACGGUUUUUUGCCACGUGUCUUCUGAAGGACUACGAAAAGAAAAACCGUUGGUGGAUUGGAAUAUCCAUUGGAAUCGGUCUUUACACAAUCAGCGGUCUUCUGGCCUACUCGUUAGCUUUGGGUGAGUGUGGGGGAUAAGGGAGAAAACAUGUUUUCAUUUCAGUUGCCACGAGUCUUUAUCACACAAUAUUUCUACUCCUUCUCAGUACUACAAGUUGUGUGGUCAGUUUGACUGAAGAUCAAACGACCGAAAGCGAAAACAUUUCAGGGGAACGUACUAAACUACAAACUGAAUAGAAAGUACUACAAAAGGUGUCAACAGAGCUUCGAUGGAACUUACUCUUUGGCAGAGAGAUAUCAGAUCUCUGAUAACAUUCAUUUCUCGUUUGUAUGUUCCUAUGAGUACUGUUUCCUCAUCUCUUUUUCCAGUUCUUCAACCGCUUCGCCUCCAGCAUCUUCUUCUUCACCGUCCUUUGUCCUCUUCUGAUGCUCGCCGCCAGUUUUGACAUCGAGCUUUGCUACCGUAAUCUUUUCAUCACUCUCUUCGAACUCAGCUACAGUGUGUGAGUUCAGUAACGUCCGAAGGCCCGUUGUCUAGUGUUUCCUCUUCAGUUAUACAAUAUUCACUCCAUACAUCAUUUACAAAUUCAACCCUCGUUGGCAUCAAGAGUUCCGACGGAUAUUCAAUCGAGUAGGAGUCUUUUCUCCGUUUCCUUCUGGAGCCAUUCGACUCAUUUUCAGUUAACAGACCGUCUACGAACAAAACGAAUCAAUGUGACCGAAUCUUUCAACGAUCCGAACGGCAUCCGUCUGCGAAACACGUUCGGAGUCGAGAUGAACAUUGAGAUUAAAAGGCAGUCGGACACUUACUUCGAUCAAUUGCAAUCCUCGUGGAAUUUGCCCAAGGGAACCUCCAGAUUAGCAUAA
Molecule: messenger RNA, 1445 nt
Organism: Caenorhabditis sp. 36 PRJEB53466
Lineage: Eukaryota; Metazoa; Nematoda; Chromadorea; Rhabditida; Rhabditidae
Source: the annotation of a GenBank genome assembly